Aspergillus niger is the source of this 1902-nucleotide messenger RNA. RefSeq lists its product as uncharacterized. The record is from RefSeq and is a predicted model, not a curated record. NCBI's taxonomy places the organism in Eukaryota, Fungi, Ascomycota, Eurotiomycetes, Eurotiales, Aspergillaceae. Bases 1 to 1902 code for a protein of 633 amino acids. The transcript has 5 exons.
AUGCCCAUCUUUGAAUAUUCUCCUCUGGAUCAAGGGCCUUUCAGCACCCGCAUACUCCGUCUGCUUCCAAGCAAAGACAGAGCCGCUCCGAUUGAAUGUCAGCUUUCCAACCUUUCCCUUCGGGACGAUAUUGCCCAAGAGUACGAUGCCCUCUCAUACGUGUGGGGAGAUGAGGCGGACGGACAGUGUAACAUCUCAAUCAACAAUCAGGCUCUCUCUGUAGGAAAGAAUUUACACUCCGCACUCCUUAGGCUUCGAGGCCAUAGAGUUGAACGGACAUUAUGGGUCGACGCAAUUUGCAUCGACCAGAACAAUGUGGGAGAAAAAGAGAAGCAGAUCCAAAACAUGGCGCGCAUAUAUGAGCAGGCCAGCCAGGUGAUAGUGUGGUUGGGUGAGGAGGCGGAUGAUAGUACUCAGGCGUUAGAAGCCAUUCGUGUCGCGGCAGAGUCAGUGUAUUCUGGAGAGGAUUCCAAUCCGCCAUCAGGAAGCGUCCCCAUUGAGGGUAUUAAAAGUCUGUUCCUGCGGGGGUGGUUUUAUCGCAUGUGGAUUCUGUGUGGUCCUGUCAGAAUGAGCGGUUACACAUUUGCCACGGGUAUCGAAGCAUAUCGCUCGUAUGCUGGCCCUAGUGUGAUGAGCACGACACAUCUGAUUCGUGAAGCAAUCUUUCGUCCACAGUAUGGUACGCACCCAAUGAAGAAGCUCACCCUAUCUGAAUUGAUUGAUAUGCAUCAUACAAACGAGGCCUCUAUUCUGCAUGAUAAAAUCUAUGCUCUACUGGGACUGAGCUCUGAUUCUCAUGAAGCACCUGGACUGUUACCCAACUAUGAGCUGUCCUGGGAGCAGCUUUUUCAACGAUUAAUAUGGUUCCUUCUAAAUAAACAGAUAUCAGUGAAGACCUGGCCUGGUACGGAAUUUGCGAGCAUACAGAGUAGUGGAAGGAUCUUGGGUUUCGUUGUCACCACGGAAGACAAGCACACGAAGACCAUAUUGCAAGUGCUUUUGACUGGUGUUGGGCUGCGUGAUGAGGGCUACAAGAGAUUGUGGAAAGUAAAAUGGACCAUCAGGAAAUCAGUGGGGUUGAUCAAGUCCGGUGAUAUCAUAUGCCUCCUGAAGGGGGUUUCCUAUCCAUCCGUCAUCAGAUACGCUGAUGGUUGUUUUCGAGUGAUCGUGCUAAGGGCCGUUCUCCAGAAGAUGAACGGGGAAGACAGUGCAGAUUUCCAACAAGUACUGUCCGAGAACAAUCGACCGGCUCUGAACUUUCACCUUGUCUGGAGCUGGAGAGAGCAAUUGUCACCUUCCUUAGGUGUACUCAACUUGGCAGCAGAGGCUCUUGGAACGAAGUCGACAAUAGAGAAGGUUCUAUGGGACACCAAUGUUGCAAUGCACGAGACAGCAUACAACAGAAAAGGGAUGUACUGGCCAGCCAUGUUAGCUACCGAAGACAUCUUUCGGUUAUUUACAGAGCGACUCGGAUCUUGGCAUCCAAAGACACGGAUGACCUUGUACAGCGUGGCGCUCUUGUAUUCCAAGGCGAAUAUUGGCGACAAGGCAAUCCCACUACUCUUCGAUCGAACUAAGGCAAGAGAUAUAUUGCGGCGGAUGUGUGGACUACAAUAUGGAGAGAAUUUAUCGUCGUUGACCCCCUUUAAGGCUCCAGCCGUUAUUUUGAGGCUUAACACAAGAGCUAUUUUGGCCUGGAGUACCCUCAAUGCUCAGGCGCCGCUUCCGAAAGCUCGGUAUCAAUGGUGUGAUGUCGCACCAUCGAUGCCUGAAGUACUACGGGCUAUGAAUAUUCCUCGGGCACCAGAGCUUCUCAUUGUUAUAUACGGUUUUACUAAUUUACUGGUCCAUCAAGUGCAAGCUCAAACUAAAAAACCCACCGAUAUAUAUCCAGCAUAUUGA